Molecule: messenger RNA, 240 nt
Organism: Sphaeroforma arctica JP610
Lineage: Eukaryota; Ichthyosporea; Ichthyophonida
Exons: 1
Molecular function (GO): NAD+ binding
Source: RefSeq, a predicted model, not a curated record
AUGCCUCAACCCAGGAGAAGGUCACGGCCAAAACCGGUUGCCAUAGCAACCCACUCCAGCGCCGAUACAUAUCCGCACACAUACACAGGUCUGUGUAGGCUACUAAGACACGCAAAGCACGUGGUAGUGGUAGUAGGCGCGGGUGUGUCGGUCAGCUGUGGCAUACCUGAUUUCAGGAGUGAGAAUGGGCUUUAUAACAUGGUUGAUGGUCUCGAUUUGGGCGGCACCCCACUGGACCAG